This is a messenger RNA of Colletotrichum orchidophilum, 1191 nucleotides long. Its product is annotated as cellulase. Gene Ontology annotation, biological process: glucan catabolic process. Bases 1 to 1191 code for a protein of 396 amino acids. The record is from RefSeq and is a predicted model, not a curated record. Gene Ontology annotation, cellular component: extracellular region. Gene Ontology annotation, molecular function: cellulose binding; hydrolase activity, hydrolyzing O-glycosyl compounds. The transcript has 2 exons. Lineage: Eukaryota; Fungi; Ascomycota; Sordariomycetes; Glomerellales; Glomerellaceae.
AUGAAGUAUCUUGUAUCUCUCGGAGCCCUCAUCGGCGCGGUCUCUGCUCAGGCCGGCCCCUGGGCGCAGUGCGGUGGAUCUGGCUGGACGGGUGCCACGACCUGUGUAUCGGGGUACAUCUGCAUUAUUUCAAACCAAUGGUACAGCCAGUGUCUCCCCGGCUCCGCCACGCCCUCGGCUUCGACGACGCUGGUCACGGCUUCGACGACGCUGGUCACGAAGACGACUUCCACCGCCAGUCCCACCGCUACAUCGACUCCUCCCCCUGUCAACUCUCUCGGCUGGAAGUGGUUCGGUGUUAACGAGGCCGGCGGCGAGUUUGGAGAGAAGACGCUCCCUGGUACCUGGGGCACGGAUUUCAUCUUCCCCGAUCCGUCUACUAUCACGACCCUUCGCGGCCAGGGCUAUAACACCUUCCGCGUACAGUUCAAGAUGGAGCGCAUGACUCCCAAUUCCCUGACGGCCGGCUUCAACACCGCAUACCUGCAAAACCUCACAAACGUCAUCAACCACAUUACCUCGAGCGGAGGCUGGGCUAUCCUGGACCCCCACAACUACGGCCGCUUCUACGACAACAUCAUCACCGACACAGGUGCCUUCCAGACGUGGUGGAAGAGCUUUGCUACUCAGUUUAAGAGUAACGAUCACGUCAUCUUUGACACGAACAACGAGUAUAACACCAUGGACCAAACCUUGGUCCUCAACCUGAACCAGGCCGCCAUUGACGGUAUCCGCGCCGCAGGGGCAACCCAGUACAUCUUUGUCGAAGGAAACCAGUGGUCCGGCGCCUGGUCGUGGCUCACGGUCAACGACAACAUGAAGGCCCUCACGGACCCGCAGAACAAGAUCGUCUACGAAAUGCACCAGUACCUCGACUCGGACAGCUCCGGCACCUCCACGGCGUGUGUAUCGACGACGAUUGGUGUCGAGAGGGUCACCGCGGCCACGAAUUGGCUGCGCCAGAAUGGCAAGAUUGGCUUCUUGGGCGAGUUCGCCGGCGGCGCCAACAGCCAGUGCCAGACUGCCGUCAAGGGCAUGCUCGACUACCUCAAGGCCAACUCGGACGUGUGGACUGGGGCAGCAUGGUGGGCCGCCGGGCCAUGGUGGAAUAAUUACAUCUACGGCUUUGAGCCCCCGUCCGGCACGGGCUACACCUAUUACAACUCCCUGCUCAAGGGGUAUGCUGCGUAA